AUCAGUUUUUUUUUACAUUUGAUUUAUGUAAUCAAAAGUCUAUUGGCUCUCGGAAAUAAAAAAAAAAUUUAAAAUAGUUUUUUCAAAAUGCCUAGUAAAACAUUUUCAGAAGAAGAAUAUGGUAAAAGAAUUGACCGGUGUUUCACGGAUGCCAUAGUAAAAGGAAGUGGUGGUCUUCUAAUAGGAGCAACCUUAUCUUUACUUUUAUUUCGUAGAAGAUCAUGGCCAAUCAUAAUGGGUACUGGCUUUGGUAUUGGUGCAGCUUUUAAAAAUUGUGAAAGGGAACUUAAUUCCAUUAACUCUUCAUAAGGAAAAAUAAUCAAUUUUAAUUGUGCAAUUCUUUUUGAAAAGGAAAGGAAAAUAUUAUUUUUAAUUCAUUAAUAACAGAGUCACUAAA
This is a messenger RNA of Condylostylus longicornis, 397 nucleotides long. RefSeq names its product MICOS complex subunit Mic10-like. The transcript is spliced from 2 exons. The record is from RefSeq and is a predicted model, not a curated record. Gene Ontology annotation, cellular component: mitochondrial inner membrane; MICOS complex; mitochondrion. The coding region runs from base 88 to 309 and encodes 73 amino acids. Lineage: Eukaryota; Metazoa; Arthropoda; Insecta; Diptera; Dolichopodidae.